Molecule: messenger RNA, 3467 nt
Organism: Mercenaria mercenaria
Lineage: Eukaryota; Metazoa; Mollusca; Bivalvia; Venerida; Veneridae
Product: centromere/kinetochore protein zw10 homolog
Exons: 8
Coding region: 134-2422 (762 amino acids)
Biological process (GO): endoplasmic reticulum to Golgi vesicle-mediated transport; mitotic cell cycle; mitotic spindle assembly checkpoint signaling
Cellular component (GO): chromosome, centromeric region; nucleus; RZZ complex
Source: RefSeq, a predicted model, not a curated record
CAGCAAGCGUUCUCGUGAUCAAGCUCAAAGCGCGGAUUUGGCAAAUUCAUUUAUUUAAAAUCCUUUAUGGAUUUAAAGGAUUUUAUCCUUUUGACCAGAACAUUUUAUUAGCGAUAUUUUAUAGCACAUAGAAAUGGCUUCCUUUGUCGCAGAAGUGUUGACAUCUGCUGGCCAGCUGGAGACACAGGAAGCCACUGUCAAACUGCAGCAGCUUUCCAAGAAGAUUGACAGCCACAAACUGGAAGUGUAUGAAAUCACCACAAACAAGUACACCAACUUUCUUCCUCAGCUACACAACACAGAGCAACUUGUUAGUGAUGUAGAGGGAUUUAAAACAGAAAUGGAUGAUAUUGCUAACAGGAUUGAAAAUCAGAUAAAAAGCCAGUUGAACAUGUCAACAGGAGAAUUUAAGUCAUUAAAUGGACAGCUGGAAGAUGUUAACUCUCUGCUUGUGGUGCUUGAGAAGAUUGUCAACCUACAGGAAGGAUUGGAAGCAAUAGAAACUGCUGUGAGAACACAAGAAUACUCCAAGGCAGCUGAUGCUGUUCGUUUGGUGAAGUCGUUGCUUGAUCAGAAAGUGUUUGGACAUGAAAACGAGGUGACAAUUCUCUCAGCUAUUCAGACCGAGAGUAAUAUACAGAUGCAGAAGCUGAUCAGUGAUCUGUCUGAGAAAUGGAAAAAUAUGAUACAGUGGACAAUACCAGAUGAUAAACAGAAAAAUGCCAACUCAGAAAGCGGUAGAAAAACUGAGCUGAAAAUAAAUACUAAAGGUGAAAAAGCAGACCUUCUUGAUAAAGUUGUUGUUGGCAUGAAGAAGAUGAAUAUUCUUGAUGAGAAAAUGAAAAGGUUUGGAGAGAGGUUGUUAAUGAAUGUGAUAGAACCAAUUAUGACUUACAGUCAGUGUGAAGUGACUGAGAGUGAAACUGGCAGUUCCAGGAUUCUUACAGUGGUUGUUAAAAAUGAUGAUGAGAUGUGUUGUCCUGCACCGCAGGAAAUGUUUGGAAAUUUAGACAAAGUUUUACGAUUCCUGAACCCAAAUAUGCUGUAUGUAGUUAUAGGUGAAGCAGUCAAUGAAAAUUCUGAUCCUUGUACAUUGAUGACAGUUCUAGGUGACUUGAUUGCCAAUCAGACGUUAGAACUGGCUGUAAAACAGUGCCUUAUCAAAGCUAUACCUAGUAGCAAUAAGGAACUUGAAGAAUUUAACAGAGUUAUCAUCAUGACAGAGGAGGUGCAGAAACACUUGGUAAAAUUGUGUUUUAUUCAGUCGGACAAUACCAUUUUAGUAGAUUACAUACAGAAUGUCAAUGUACUGUUUGCCAACAAGAAAUGCCAGGAGAUUCUGGAGAAAGCCCGAAGACUUAUGACAACAGAGGUACAUAACACAGUUGUAGUAAGCCAUGAUAAGCCUUUAGGCGAGUUAGCUCCCCUGAUGGAAGGUGUUGCGGGCAGUGGUGGGAAGAAACCUCGAAGGGACGAUCUUGCUGUAGAGUCGCCACUGAGUGGAAAUACCUUCAGGCUUCCUAAAUGUCAUAUCAGUACAUCUAUUCAAGAACUGAUGACAAUGGCAUAUGAGACACUUCGUGAGGCAGGGGAGAGUUCACCACAAUGUGCCAUACAGAUGUUCUGUGCAGUAAGGAAUAUGUUUGAACUGUUCUGCAGCGUUUUUCCUACCUACCAUAAACAGAGUCUGGAGACACUCCCACAGUUUACUGCAUUACAUUACAACAACUGUAUGUAUAUCUCACAUCACUUGAUGACACUUGGUCAUCAGUUUAGUAAGAAACUUCCACAGACUAUUAAUGCUACAUUUGUGGACCUUGUCCCAAAGAUACGUAGACUGGGCACAGAGAGUUUUCUACAACAGUUGUCCAAACAGAAAGCACAGAUGUUGGAAUACCUUGCUGCAGCUAAUGGAUUCCUGAAUGUGUCUGAGAAGGAUGCUUUCUUUGCAACAGAGAGAGCUGUUAAACAAGUUCUUCAUCAACUUCAACAUCUGAGAAAAGUCUGGCAUGAAAUACUUCCACCAACCAACUACAGGAAAGCUAUAGGAGGAUUAUUAAAUGGUGUGAUCAUCGAGGUAACAGACAGUAUCGUAGCUCUGGAGGACAUCUCAGCCGACGACACCAAACAGCUGUCAAGGUUGGUAACAACCAUCUCGGCGAGGGCUCCGGAAUUGUUUAAAGUUGAUGACGAGGAAAAGACAAAUAUAACAAUAGAGAUACAGAGAAACGUUGCCAAAUGGCAGAGAUUUCGAGAGCUAGACAUGGUACUAAAUGCCAGUAUGAUAGAAAUUGGGGACAGAUGGGCUUCUGGGAAAGGGCCACUGGCUGUUGUAUUUACUGCCAAUGAAGUGAAACAGUUGAUACGAGCAUUGUUUCAAAAUACAGACAGACGAGCUGCUAUGCUGGCUAAAAUUAAAUAGAUUUAGUUGGUAGUUGUUGAAGAUUUUGUUAUGUUUGAAGUAUUUAUUGAGCAGUUGUUACUGGAUUAUCAGCAAUUGAAUUAAUGUAUUUAUAAGCAGAGAUGGCACACUGGCAGGAUAAGACUGUGGUUUAAAAUUUAUUCAGAAUUAUUUCAUAUAUGAUUUCUUUGUCACUUGGAGUUGUUUUUACAAUAUGACUGGUAAUCUUCCAUUAUCUUCUGGUAAAGAGAGCUUCCAUUGUUUGACAAGACUUAGUAUAUUAAAACUAGGUAUCUAUAAACUUGUCAUUGUAAUGAUUCUGUUUCAAGAUAAUAAGUUAGCUGUUAUCAUUAGAACUCUAAUAUAUUAUGCUAUCAUAUAUAUUAAGCACCCCCGAUCUUGUAUCUAAAUUUUGGGAAACACAUACAUUGGAAUAUAAUACGCAUUGAAAAUUUGCGUGUUUGUUUAACAAUGUAUGGUCGAUUGUAUUGAUCAGUAAUAAUUAGCUUGGAAUACGGAAAUAACAAACAAACUGUUUUAAUUGCAUGUUAUUUAGACAGCCUCUGAAAGGAUUUUACACAUACAUGUAGCCCAGAGGCGUGAAAUUUUGCAUUUUACAUGGUUUUAAUCAUUCUACUGGCCCAUUAUCAAUCGCUGUUGGAUAUGUAAGAAAAUUGACUGACAUCGUGAGCAUGUGGCCACUCAAAUGAUUAAUUAAAUUUUAAAAUUAAAUCUAAAGAAUUUAAAAAAAAGGAAUACACAGUUUUAUCAUACAUCGUGUAUCACCUUAGGUUUUGGUACGGUACCCGCUUUUAGACCCAGCCAAAAGCGCUCUUCAAUAGGUGCAAGUAAUAUAAACACCAGCAAGCUGACAAAAAUUGUCCGAUUUUCGGUGAUAUUUACAUGCUAUCAAACUCAGAAAAAAAUGUAUGAAGGUCUACUUAGUUGUAUAAUACGCACACCUUUGUGAAAAUUAAAAAAAAAUUGUAAAAAACUUGCGUAAUAUAUUCAAAUGUUUACAGUAUUUGUUAAAAUAUAAGUACAUAAUAAAAGCAUAUAUAUGUAA